UUACCAAAGGCUGAAACGCCCACCCAAUUCUCUGCCAGUGUGAAUGGGAGCCAAAUAUGGCCUGGAACCGCUUUGGGAUUCUCCUCCCUUUUAUAUGCAAUUUGCCAUUUCUUCAAACCCUUUUAAUAUGCUGCACUAAAUGCUCCCUCGCGCUCACGCAUUCCCUUUUAUUUUUUCUUUUUUUAUCUAUUCAUUAUUGUCUAGCCCGCUUUCUCUCCAUCUCUUAAAAGGGUAUUUCUAGAAUCGUGGGUUCUUGUUUUUGGGGGGUUUGAGUUUUUUUUCAGUUUUCUCUCUGUAGGGUUGGAGUUGUAAGAGUUAUGGAAGAAAAACAACAUCCCAGUCCUGCAGACGUGGCAGAUGCCUUUGUGAAGCAAUUUUAUGUGAUACUCAAUCAAUGUCCUGAAAAUCUCCAUAAGUUUUACCAAGAGGCAAGCCUGCAAGGCUGGGCCGGGGCUGAUGGUGUUGUUACGCCUGUGACAACCUUAAGUGGAAUAAGUGAAAAGGUCAUGUCUUCUGAUUACAAAUAUUGCUCUGUUGAGGUCAAAACUACAGAUGCACAAGAAUCUAUGGAGGGAGGGAUCAUUGUUGCUGUAACUGGUUGCUUGACCGGAAAGGAUAAUCUGAAAAGGAAUUUUAGUCAGACAUUUUUCUUGGCAAAACAGGAAAAAGGAUUCUUCGUCUUGAAUGAUAUUCUUCGGUUUUUUUAUGUAAGCGAGUCAACAACUAAGGCUGCUCCGACUCAGAAUUCUGCUCCACGCGACAGUUGUGAUGGCCCUACAACCUUAAACUUCAAAGCAGCAAUUCAAAAUGGAAAAGUUGAGGAAGCAUCAGAUCUCUCCAUCUCAGUGCACAAUCUUGCGAAUGGUGCUGCUGGUGCGACGCCCUCCAGUAUUCUUUCGGGUGAAAACAAAUCUGCUUCACCGGUAAAAUGUGCAAAAUCACAGUCAGUUGAUGCACCUGAUACAAAUGGAAAAGUGAGCUCAGCUGUCAAACCAGAUAAAAAUGAGAAAAUCCCCUCAGUUGUCACACCUGCUUUAAAUGUAGCCCCAAAAAUCACCUAUGCUUCUGUGCUUGCGAAAGAAACUCCUGCAAUUUCUCCAAGGGUAGCAGCGGUUGCUGUGAGUGUUAGCAAACAAGCAGUGGCGUUGCCAACAACUAAACCAUCUUCCCCUCGUGGUGACAUUUCACCGAAGGUAUCAGCAACUCUUAGUGGCGGUGUGUCUUCCUCAAGUAAAGUUGCAUCUAAGUCUUCAAGAGGCGGCCAAGGCAUACCUAGUACUACUAGUGCCUAUGCAGAAGCUAAAGGAAUAUAUAUUGGCGGAUUACCUUACGACAUUACUAAACAAGGAAUUAUUGAUGUUGUUAAACAAUUUGGGCAAGUUAAAAGAUUUUCAGACACUGUUCAGAUCAGAAGACACGAGGAUGGUUUCUGCUGUGGAUUCGUGGAAUUUGAAUCUGCAGAUUCUGCACGUCGUGCAGUGGAGGCGCAUCAUGUGAUGUUUGGAGACAAGGAAGCUUAUAUCAUGUACAAGAAACCUUAUAAUCGAGGUAACAACGGUAGAGCGAGGUCGCCAACGAAGCGUGGGCCCCGCAACGGCAACUCCGAUGUAACAGAUAACGGAGAUUGGACUAACUACAGUCAGCGGCCAAGGCAGGCCAGUCGAGAUCGCCUUCAGUAAUCUGCAUUGAUCACUGUGCCAUUGAAUAUCAUGCUUAUAGAGCCACAUUCAUUGCCUAUGAUGCAACACAUCAUUAAACUACAUAUUUUUAAAAAACUAUAUUUUUGCAAUAAGUUGGCAAUUUUUGCUUGCA
Salvia miltiorrhiza (redroot sage) is the source of this 1812-nucleotide messenger RNA. Its product is annotated as nuclear transport factor 2-like. Gene Ontology annotation, cellular component: ribonucleoprotein complex; cytosol. The record is from RefSeq and is a predicted model, not a curated record. Gene Ontology annotation, molecular function: mRNA binding. Bases 318 to 1679 code for a protein of 453 amino acids. Lineage: Eukaryota; Viridiplantae; Streptophyta; Magnoliopsida; Lamiales; Lamiaceae. The transcript is spliced from 9 exons.